Messenger RNA from Uranotaenia lowii, 3221 nucleotides. RefSeq names its product serrate RNA effector molecule homolog (gene Ars2). Gene Ontology annotation, cellular component: nuclear body. NCBI's taxonomy places the organism in Eukaryota, Metazoa, Arthropoda, Insecta, Diptera, Culicidae. Bases 137 to 3034 code for a protein of 965 amino acids. Gene Ontology annotation, molecular function: nucleic acid binding. The transcript has 8 exons. Gene Ontology annotation, biological process: primary miRNA processing; mRNA processing. The record is from RefSeq and is a predicted model, not a curated record.
AGUUGACGUUAACAGCCGCCAUCAUCGUGUGAACCAGCGAAAGUUUAUGUGGACGCGUCCUCCCUUUAACAGUUAAAAAAUCGUCAAAUUAUUUUAUUAAAUCGACCUCGCCACCGAAAGUUUCCGCAGCACAGCAAUGGGCGAUUCCGAUGACGAGUACGAUCGCAAGCGGCGCGACAAAUUCCGGGGAGAGCGCAGCUCCGGCGAUAGCUAUGCCCGUGGGGCGGACAGAUCCGAUCGCCCCCGCGGCGGCCGGGAAGAUUGGCCUGAGAGAGGUAGACCCCGCCAGGACUACCGCGACUACCGGCCUCCGGCAAGGGACCGCGGAUAUUCCCCGGGCCGGGAAGGCCCUCCUAUGAAGAGGAUGCGCGGCGAUUGGGGAGACGACCGGGGUGGUCGCUUCAUGGGCCACGAUGGCUACGGCAUGUACGGAGGAGGCUACGGUGGUCACGAUCCGUACGGAGGAGUCGGCGGAGGCGGAGGUGGCGGUAUGCAUCCGGGCGGCUAUGGGCAUCAUGCGGCAAUGCACGCACGGGAAGCCCAAGCCGCUGGCGAUAUGCAGACGCAACCGUGCAUGAUGACACUGAAGCAGUUCUUGGCCACCCAGGACGAUGCCAUCUCGGACUCGGAAGCCAUCCAGAAGUACAACGACUACAAGCUGGAAUUCAAGCGGCAACAGUUGAACGAAUUCUUUGUGGCACACAAAGAUGAGGAAUGGUUCAAGAUCAAGUACCAUCCGGAGGAAUCGUUGAAGCGAAAAGAAGAACAGCAAGGAUUUUUGAAGCACCGGUGCGAUGUGUUCGUGGAUCUGCUGGAUAGUGGCGAAAUCACCAAGAUAUCGGUGGAUACGAGCAACUCGGAUGCCCUGCUCCGACUUUUGGAUACGGCCGUCAUUAAGCUCGAAGGAGGAACCGAGGAGGAUUUGAAGGUACUGGACGAGAAGCCGGUCGAGAUUCCGCCCAAGAUCAUCCCGGCGGCCGAGAAGCCGAAGGUGGAAGUUAAGAAGGAACCCCUGGACGAUGGUAUCAAGAAGGAAAAGAUUACCAUCAAGGAGGAAAAGGUCGAUGAUGGGGUCGCCAAAGUGGAGAAGGAUAAAGAUAAGGCUGGCGGAGUGAUCGCUGACGGCGAGACCGCUGAUAAGGAGGUUGAGGGCGAAGAAGAUGGUGCAGAAAAGGACGGAGCAGAGAAAGAGUCAUCGGAGAAGGAGGCUGAGAAGGAAACGGAGGGUACCGAGGAUACUCAAAGGAAGAAGAGUCGUAGAAAAAGGAGUCGUUCCGAUUCGGGAUCCAGUUCGUCUUCUUCUUCGUCUUCUAGCUCUAGCGAUUCUGAAGACGAAAAGGAGAAAGAAAAGAAAGAUGAUGAGGAGAGAGCGAAGCCGGGAGACAGCGAAGAAGCGCCAACGAGUCCUGUCCCUGCGGAAGAGGAACAGACAGCCGGUAGCAAUGGCCAUAAGAGUGGAGAUGAAGACGAGCCAUCUUCCGAAAAGAAUGAUAAGGAACCAGAGAAUAUGGAAACGGAAGAUACUGCUGAAAAAUCGCACGAGGAAGAUAAGGAACAGCAGGAGGAAGAUCGAGAAGACUCGGCUCGAGAAGACUCGGUUCGAGAAGAUUCAGCUCGCGAAACUCGGAUGGACGAGGAUGAAAGUGAUAAAACUGAGACCAUCGAUUUGGUUAAAGAUGGAAACCAGUCAACGGCUCCUCGCUAUUUGCACAGAACCAGCUCAAUCUUCCUUCGAAACUUAGCACCUGCAAUCACUAAAGCUGAGGUUGAGGCAAUGUGCAAACGCUAUCAAGGAUUCCUUCGUGUGGCCAUUGCUGAUCCUUUGCUUGAACGCCGGUGGUUCCGCCGAGGUUGGGUUACCUUCCGACGAGACGUUAACAUCAAGGAGAUUUGCUGGAAUCUCAACAAUAUUCGUUUGAGAGAUUGCGAACUUGGGGCAAUUGUUAAUAAAGAUUUGAGCAGACGUGUUCGUCCUAUCAACGGUAUCACUUGCCACAAAACUAUUGUACGUAGUGACAUUAAAUUGUGUGCUAAAAUUGCUCAUAACUUGGAUGAGAAGGCCGCACUCUGGAAAGAAUCCGACGGACCGAGUGAAGACAACAAUGGGGAAUCCUUCGGACUACGCUCUAGGAAUCCGGUUCUACAAAAUAUAACAGACUACCUCAUCGAAGAGGCAUCCGCUGAAGAAGACGAACUACUCGGAUUAACCGAUGCUGAAACUAAGAAAAACAACGACGGGGAGUUAGUGGAAAGAGACCCUCAACUGAUCGAAGUUCUAGACAAGCUGAUUAUGUACCUUCGUAUUGUCCACUCUGUUGACUUCUACAAUCAUUGUGAAUAUCCUUACGAAGAUGAGAUGCCCAACCGCUGCGGCAUCAUCCACGCUAGAGGUCCACCACCGCAAAACAAAGUUACUGUCAACGAAAUCCAGGAAUACAUCCGCACCUUCGAAGGCAAGAUGGGAUCCUUCCUUGCUCGAGCCUCUGAGCUGGAGGAAGAAGAGAUGAAAAAACUUGGCUCCAAGGACUCCGAAGCCGAGGUUGAAAAAUUCAUUCAAGCCAACUCGCAGGAACUGGCCAAAGACAAAUGGCUUUGUCCUCUGUCCGGUAAAAAGUUCAAGGGUCCGGAAUUCAUCCGGAAGCACAUCUUCAACAAGCAUGGCGAAAAAGUGGACGAAGUUCGGAAGGAAGUUGAAUACUUCAACAAUUACCUGAAGGAUCCGAAGCGACCACAGCUACCCGAACAUCCGGGUAACACCGUCAAGAAAUCUCCGGCAGAGAUUUCUGCGCCAGCCGCUGGAUAUCGCCCGUCAUACGGAAUGUCCCAGAGCUACGCCCAAAUGUAUGCUCCGUAUUCAGGUCCCAUGAUGGCCCCUGCUGGUCGACCCAGACCAACCUUCGGAAGAGGUGGAAGACCAUUUAUUCCCAUCAGAGGAAGAUUAAAUAUGUCAAGAGACCCAAUGGCUGACGUUCGGCGACCGAUUGUGGCGUACAGUGAUUUGGAUAUGCCGAAUUUCAAUGAUAGCUUUCUUUAAAUCGGAUUUUGGCUUUCCGUUCGCUGACCCUUCUUGUUUCAAUUCAUGCUGACAAGCGAUUUGCAAACUGUACAGCUCGCGGUACAAUUAAGACAAAGACACAUUUUUCCACCCUUCUGUUGUCGCAGGUUUUCUAAGAAUCGCAUACAAUUUCAAGAAAGUCAAUAAAACACUUAACUGGAGAGAA